UUCAAGAGCACCGUCCGCCAGUUUAGUGGUGCGCGAGGCUACCCAGGCCUUGGCCAUGAGACUUGUCCAGGUUGUACACCAGGAGGCGGCUCUGAAAUCUUUGGCGAAGAUACGGGACACUGUGGGAGAGGAAGAGUUUGGAAAGUACUUGACCGAGGUGGAUGAGAGCAUGAAGCGGAACUUUGAGCUGCUCUGCGAGAUCUAUGGGAUCGAGAGAAGUUCUUCCGCAAAAAGAAACAGGAUAAAAUCUAAGGCUGCCAGUGGAGUAAAGUCCCUUCAACGCAAGGAUUCGUUCGAGGAUUCGAUAAAAGAGGUCGUGCCUGUGGAUAAGAGCUGGGAUAGCGAGGACUCGGAUACUUCGGGCAUCGCUGAGGAGGACGAAGAUAAUGUGAGGGCGAGCUCGAGUGCUUCGGUAUCCUCGUCGGCGCGUGUUGUUCUCGAGACUGAGAUCAAGUUUGACGAGGAAACUGCAAUCACCAUGACCAUACUUGAAGAACGGGCCAAAAAGCCGGACAUCCAAGAAAUCGAUUUCAACAUGGGCAAAGACAUAGGUGAGGGGAAACCAACAGUUGAGCUGGAAACAGCUGAAGAGGACGUUUCUCCCGAGGAGCGACGGAAGACGCCAAAACGAGUCCAUUUUGGUGGCGAGAUUGUGAAGCUACGAACACCAGACAGUGAAGACGCCGAAUCGGUGAUGAGCAUCGAGGUAAAUCGACAGCAGGUUCCAUCACCCCUGUCCCAUCAACAGUUGUUACCCGUGGCACCAUCACGUACGAGGAUACCUUUACCAGUGUCGCCGGCAACCAGAAUGCCAAGCCGUCCUAGAUCCUCGUCGCAGCCUAAUGUGACUCCUCCAAGUCGUCAGUUGCAACGGCUACGGAUGCAGAAACGAUCGGCAUCGAGUAGUCCCCGUCGUGAACCACACACUCAUCGAUCUGACCUUAGUCCAAAGAAGAGUAUUUUGACGCAAAAUACAGAGAUCCAUAGGCUAGUUGGUCCUGGUAAGCGAGGAUUUGAUAUUCCGUUGGCUAUCUACAGGCCACACAUAUCUCGUCGGGAUUCCAUGACGUCUCCAAGAAUCGUCAUCGAGGAGAUGAAUGACAUCCUACCCGAGGAACCUUCGUUCCGUGUUUGCGAGGAAUCGAGUGUUGGUAGCUCACCAAGAUUAGAGAUCGAUUCAUCGUCCGAAAAGCGACGCAAGCUUCCAGGAUAA
Messenger RNA from Copidosoma floridanum, 1213 nucleotides. RefSeq lists its product as uncharacterized. Gene Ontology annotation, molecular function: microtubule binding. Gene Ontology annotation, biological process: microtubule cytoskeleton organization. Gene Ontology annotation, cellular component: cilium; cytoplasmic microtubule. The record is from RefSeq and is a predicted model, not a curated record. Lineage: Eukaryota; Metazoa; Arthropoda; Insecta; Hymenoptera; Encyrtidae.